This is a messenger RNA of Phascolarctos cinereus (koala), 1525 nucleotides long. The record is from RefSeq and is a predicted model, not a curated record. Lineage: Eukaryota; Metazoa; Chordata; Mammalia; Diprotodontia; Phascolarctidae.
AGAAGCUGAAUGAACUACAUUGUGUUCCCUGGGACACCAAGAAAGCUAUGGAGGAUGCGUUGCCGCGACUUCAUUUUGUGCAGGAGAGAAGAUGACAAGACCUUUUAAAGAUCUUAGAGAAAAUAUGUUCACCACUGCAUAAACUCUCAGCUCUGACCCACCCUUCAAGAUACUGAGGAUUAGCAAACUCAAUGAACCUGUUUGGAUUGUCAGGAGUGUAGAACCUGCCAAGGAAGGGUCCACAGAAUGCUUGCAGAGGUCACCAGCAUCAUUUCUUCUGGAACACACCAAGAUCCAGUCAAGGUCACAAUGAAAAACCUCACCACAUUAACUGACUUCAUCCUGCUGGGUCUGACAGAUGCUCCUGAAUUCCAGGACUGUGGAAACAAAGAUCCAUAUGGAUUCCUAAAAGGAAGUACUCUGCUGACAGCCAAAGACCCAAGGUUUAUGGCAAGAGGAAUCAAAAGUACUGCAAUAUCCAGAACUUGAGCAAAAGUCUUCUUUCCUCACUUCAAGCUACAUUGCUCCAAGGCUUAUUCCUAGUCUCCAGAAAUUCAAGCUAGUUUAAGGGAAAUGACCAAAGUCCAUGAUGGGCAAUGAAACCAGAAUAACUGAGUUCGUCCUCCAAGGACUGACAGAUACUGAGGACCUGCAGAUGGUAGUUUUCUUGCUCCUGCUGCUAGCCUACCUGGUAACUAUUUCUGGCAACUUGACUAUUAUCACUCUAACAUUAUUGGACAUCCGUCUACAGACCCCAAUGUAUUUCUUCCUCCGGAACCUGUCCUGCUUAGAGAUCUGGUUCCAGACAGUCAUCAUCCCCAAAAUGUUGGUCAACAUUGCCACAGGAACCAAGACCAUUAGCUUUGCUGGCUGUGUCACCCAAGACUUCUUCCAUAUCUUCCUAGGGGCCACUGAAUUCUUCCUCCUCACUGCCAUGUCAUAUGACCGCUACGUUGCCAUCUGCAAGCCCCUUCACUACCCAACCCUCAUGAGCAGCAAAAUCUGCACACAGCUCAUCCUCACCUGUUGGCUAGCUGGCUUCUCCUUCAUCAUUGUCCCUCUGGUCCUGACCAGCCAGCUCCCCUUCUGUGAUUCCCACAUCAACCACUUCUUCUGUGACUACACACCUCUGAUGGAAGUGGUUUGUAGUGGGCCAAAGGUACUGGAAAUGGUAGACUUUACUUUGGCCUUGGUAGCUCUCCUCAGCACCUUGGUGCUGAUCACCCUGUCCUAUGUCCAGAUCAUCCGGACAAUCAUUAAAAUCCCAUCAGCCCAGGAAAGGAGGAAGGCUUUCUCUACCUGCUCCUCUCAUGCUAUUGUUGUGUCCAUGUGCUAUGGCAGCUGUUUCUUCAUGUAUGUCAAACCCUCACCAGGCAAAGGGGUUGACCUCAACAAAGGAGUGUCACUGAUCAAUACAAUUAUUGCCCCCCUCAUGAAUCCCUUCAUCUACACCCUCAGGAAUCAGCAAGUCAAGCAGGUGGUGAAGGACCUAGUUAAAAAGUUUACUCGAUUCCAAAACAGAUAA